Messenger RNA from Aspergillus ibericus CBS 121593, 2173 nucleotides. Its product is annotated as putative histone acetyltransferase Spt10. The transcript has 2 exons. Gene Ontology annotation, molecular function: acyltransferase activity, transferring groups other than amino-acyl groups. Lineage: Eukaryota; Fungi; Ascomycota; Eurotiomycetes; Eurotiales; Aspergillaceae. The coding region runs from base 367 to 1941 and encodes 524 amino acids. The record is from RefSeq and is a predicted model, not a curated record.
CUCGAAGUGCUCUCGACCAGCACUGGAGCAAUCAAAAAACACUAAGAAAACCAACCCCCCAAGCUGUCAGUCUUAUUCUCUCCCCCCGGUUCCCUUGUUCCGGCCAUCCCCCCUCUGCCUCGGCGUGCUGCCCCGUUUUUACCCGUUUGGGUAUCCCACCACGGUUCCCUUGUUUUCCCCCUCCCCUUUCCCUUCCCACCCCCGUCAAAGUACCUCUAGGCUGAAAGGCACUAGAGUAAGCCUGUCAUGUUCUCUCGAAAUAUGCUGAGCAUAUCUGCUCAUGCCGAGGGAUUCCCCAUGGACCAUGCGUGCAACUAACACGGACACGCAGUCUCGUGACCGGCGCAUCCGGCCCACGGCGUCAUCAUGCCUGCCGUCCAUGGGGAUUUAAUGACCACCGUGAUUCCCACUAGUAAGGAGUUGCCUCCCGACAUUGUGCCGCGCCAGGUCACGCUCAGGGAUCGCGUCACGGUCGCGACAUUGGUUCCCUUCACCUCAGCGGAUGCGGUACCGCGAUCCCUGUUGGCCUACCUGUCCGAUCAAUUGAACAAGGAGAUCGAGGGCGGUGACACCUAUGCCAUGAUUGAUCCCAUUCCACUGGAGCAAUUCGGGUCGUAUUGGUUUUCCAAUUUCGGUGCCAUCAUGCUCCUGGGGGAUAUCAAGAGCGUGCACGAGCUCCAGGCCCUGGGCAGGGGCCGGGCCAACUGGUCCAAGAUCUGCCUGGGCAGCUUCAAUAUCCGACCCAACUAUCCCGGUCGUAGUAGUCAUGUCUGUAACGGCAUGUUCCUGGUCACCGAUGCUGCUCGCAACAAGGGUGUAGGUCGACUGAUGGGGGAGGGAUAUCUCGAGUGGGCUCCCAAGAUGGGGUACACAUAUGCUGUCUUUAACCUGGUCUAUGAGAGUAACGUGGCGUCCUGCCGUCUGUGGGAUGCUCUGGGCUUCAAGCGGAUCGGCAGGGUGCCGGGAGGGGGUAGACUCAUCUCCAACCCGGGACAGUACGUAGAUGCCAUCAUCUACGGUCGAGAUCUAGGCCCCGAAGGGGAAGAUUCCGUCACGCAGGAUCGGUUCGACAAGAUCCGGUAUUAUCUCAAGCACUCCAAAUAUCCUAGAGGAGCGGAUCGGGCCGAGAAGAGUCGGCUUCGGAGCGCAGCCACCCACUACAAGCUGGUCGGAGGUAAAGAGGGGGACGGCGAGAAGUUGAUGCUGAAAGACAAGGAGGUCGUAUCGGACCCGCAGCAGCAGUAUGAUAUUGCCCGGCAGAUGCACAUGCAGCAGCACGCGGGCAUCAACAAGACGACAGCCGCCAUUGCCGUCAAGUACCAUUGGGUGCGGAUCAAGGAGACGGUCAGUCGAGUGAUCCGGGACUGCCCUCAGUGUAAAGAGACCCUCAAGCCCCCCAUCAUCAAUGGUGUCAUGCACGAGGACACGCCCGAGGAUGAAGAGGAUGAAUUGGGGCAGGAGGCCGAUCUCGCCGAGGACGAUGCCGACCUGGGCCCUGGCGACCCCAUGGGGGCGCAUUCGCUGAUGGACCACGCGGCCAUGGAUGCGCACCAUAACCCAAACCCGUUUGUGACCGCCCACUCGGUGGUGCAAGGGCCAGUAGACUCGAUCACCGAUUACACUGGGUUGCCCCUGGAUCCACAAAUCAUGGAACUGCAUCAACAGCUUCCCCGGUUUCAUCCACAUGACGCGAUGACUGAUGCAUAUGCCCAUGCUGCGCACAGCUUGCACGCGGCCAACUUUGAUAAUGACGUCCGACAUCAUCCAGCUCACGAUUACCAUAUGAUGGUUGACGAUCCCACCGACCCCGAUCCGUCCGCGGCCCUGCAUCAAGAAGCGCUGGGGCUGGUGCAUUCCCAAGCACACGAUGUCCACCACGAUCAGAUCCUGGCGAAGUAUCAGUACGUGACACAACCAGACGAUGAUCUGGAUUUUGCCUGAUUUUUCUUUUUGUUCGUCAUCUUGCAUGGUUAAACUUUCUGUUCAAGCUCCUAGCGGGGGCCUUUCUCUGCUGGGGUCUUCUCGGUUAUGGUUACCUAUGCUUGGGUUGCAUUUGCUGCGGGCGUUGCGGUUGGGGAGGUUUUGCAUGGUUAUCACACGAGCCAGAUUCAUAUCGCGGGCGAUGAAGCGCACUAGAUAGACCGGUUGAUUUAUGACAACGAAGACGCUGCGC